CACUUAUCAUCAGUAUCCUCACACCUCUAUCUCUUCUCAUUUUGAGCUCAUCUUGUUUGAAAUGGGGGGAAAUGGGGGAAAGAUAUUGGAGAGAUUGGUGAAGGGAGAUAUUGGAGAUGAAGAAUUAAAGAAGCUCAUUAGAAUUCGGUUUGAAAAGAUUCUGCAAUGGGGUUAUAAACCCACACUUCAAGAACAACUUACUUCCAAUAUCGACUUCAUAAAAUCCUUAAAAGAGAUGGAGAUGUCCGGAGAUUUAGAGACUAUGACUGGUGAGACAUAUGAACUGCCUACAGCUUUUCUUGAAGCUGCUCUUGGAAGCACCCUCAAACAAAGUGCUUGUUAUUUUGAAGACGAAUCUAUGACGCUAGACGAAGCAGAGAUAGCUGCAUACGAGUUGAACUGCGAGCGAGCAAAAAUUGUAGACGGGCAAACCGUACUUGAUAUUGGUUGUGGUCAAGGAGGUUUAGUUCUUCAUAUUGCUCAGAAAUAUAAGAAUUGUCAUGUUACUGGAAUUACUAAUUCCACUGCGCAAAGAAAUUACAUUUUGUCGCAAAUAGAGAAGCUUAACCUAUCCAAUGUGGACGUUAUAUUAGCUGAUGUUACUAUAUUCGACUUCGUAACUGAGAAGAAAUUUGAUCGAAUACUAAUUAUCGAAGCCAUUGAGCACAUGAAGAACAUUCAACUGUUUAUGAACAAAAUAUCAAAGUGGAUGAAAGAUGAAGAUAGCUUUCUUUUUGUGGAACACCUUUGCCACACAGCAUUCAAUCAUCAUUUUGAGGCGCUCGAUGAGGAUGAUUGGUAUAGUAGUUACGUUCUUCCGAAAGGGAGUGUGACAAUAUUGUCCGUGACGGCUCUUCUAUAUUUUCAGGAUGAUGUCUCAGUUGUUGACCAUUGGCUGUUGAAUGGAAUGCAUAUGGCUCGUUCGCAAGAGGAAUGGGCAAAGAAAUUAGACAAAAAUUUGGAAGUUGCAAAAAAGGAACUACAGCUGGGACUUGGAAGUGAAGAAGCCGCGAACCAAGUAAUUACUCAUUUAAAGACAUUCUUUGUUGGAGGAGCUGUGCAAUUCUCAUUCAACAAUGGAGAAGAAUGGAUGAUUUCACAAUUUCUCUAUAAGAAAAAGUGAUUGCUAUCGACAGUUUAUCGAGAUAUUCCUAAGAAAUGUUUUUUGCAUUUCUUCUUUAAAUGUUCUAUUUAAAGCUUUAAUUGCUCCCAAAGAUCUUGAAUUGCCAUGAUUAUGCUGCCAUUAUAGCUCGUAUUGCUAAAGGGAAGUGUAUUCGAA
Messenger RNA from Papaver somniferum (opium poppy), 1279 nucleotides. Its product is annotated as N-methyltransferase 4-like. NCBI's taxonomy places the organism in Eukaryota, Viridiplantae, Streptophyta, Magnoliopsida, Ranunculales, Papaveraceae. The record is from RefSeq and is a predicted model, not a curated record. The transcript is spliced from 8 exons. Bases 62 to 1123 code for a protein of 353 amino acids.